AUGAGUGAGAGAGAUCUUGUCGUACACUAUAAGGUGUUGAAACAAUUUCUUGAUAUAUCCUAUGACCAGCAAUCAAGGUCUAAGUCGACCUCGUCUAGGGCCCAGAGAGCAAGAGAGAAAUUGUUGAAAUUGUCGUCGGCCCAGUUUAGGGAACUAAGUACCGAUGUUUACGAUGAACUAAAGAGAAGAAUCGAUGAAAGUCGAAGCGAACCAGACUACUUAUUACCAAAAUCUUCUUUCCACCCAAAGAGAAAUCAAGCAAGGCAGAAAUUAGCAUCGUUGCCACAAACGCGUUUUAAGGACUUGGUUGCUGAUAUUUCCUUUGAAAUCGAAAGAAGAGAACUACAUAUUGACACCGCUGCCGCUAGCACUAACAGCAGCAGCAGCACCCACCACCCCCAUACCCAUUCCCAUACUCACAAUCACAAUCACAACACUCAGAGCCUGAGUCUCAGUCUGAGUCUCAGUCAGAGUCACAGUCACAGUCACAGUCACAGUCAGCACCCUUCAAUUUCAUCAAGCCAUCUCAACAAUUUCCACGAAAGAAAAGCAUCUUUGGCAUCUUCUCAUCACACUUUAUUGGCGGAUUCAAAUGGCCAUCAUAGUCGUCUGGCCUCUCAUCAUUUGAACAAUUUUCCUACCCAACAUGAAAGUAACGGUACAGAACUGAGAGACGUAAAGGAAAAUACAACUUCAAGUAAAAAUGUCACGUCUCCUAAUCCAGAAGUAUCUAACCAAUCAAUUGGUAUACAAACGUCAAAAGUCGUGCCGGCAAAAGCUAACCUUGCAUGGUCUAGUGAUGAAGAAGAAGAAGAAAAAGAAGAAAAACGGGAUAACGAAGAGGCAAAGACACACCAUCAACAACAACAACACCAACACCAACAACACCAUCAACACCAUCAACAUCAACAACAACAACAACAACAUCAUCAUCAUCAUCAUCAUCAGUCUAUUGAAACUCUUGAGGUGUUAAAUGGAAAUGGAAAUGUGCACCAGGAAAAUGUCAACAAUGAACAACUUUUACUAUUGCAAAAGCAAGUAGCCCAGUACAGCGAACAGAUAAGUAAUUUGACUCAGGAAAAAACAGCCCUUGAUGAAAAACUUGGCUCCUUACAGGAAGAUUACAAUUUUUCCAUCAAACAAAACAAGACCCUAAGCGAAGAAUUGGAAAUAUUGGGGCAAGAAAAAGAAGAGUGGAUCUCGAAACAUGAAAUGUUAACCAAAUUGGCAGAAACCAACGAAAAGUUGUCGAGUGAGUUGGAAAAGAUCAAAUCUAUGAAUGCUGCAUUGAGGCUUGAAAACCAAUCUUUGAAAAGUGCAUCUCCUGUCAACCGCUCCAUCAAUAACGCUGAUGUAUCUCCAAGUCAGAAAACGUCUUCUAGUACCGUUAGUGUUGACCAGUUUUUGAGUAAGCUAGAGAAUAUUCAGCCCACUCCAACAAUCAAUGCCACAACUGCAGAAUUAAGAAAUCAGGUCAAACUUUGGCAAAGGAGGUACGAAGAUGCUAGAUCAAAGUCGAUUGCCAAUGACAUUAAAAAGUCAACCCUUUCAAAAAUAGAAUUAAAACCGUUUAUAUCCCCUCAAGGUUUGAUAUCAAUAAAAUUGGUAAGUGAUGUACAGGCUUUGCUAGAGUCCCUCCUUAUCUACAUUUCCCAAGAUAAUUGGGAUGCUAAUAUCAUGUUUGGAAAGAUUUCCAAAAUUGCAACAGCUAUAAAUGAAAUAGCAUCUCAAGGAGAUGGCGAUCAUCCAAAUAGUAAUGAAAAUUCCAUAUUGCUUAGAGAGUCGGCAGCUUAUGCUUUGACAACAACGAGAUACCACGCUACUUAUAAACUUUUAUUCCCACGCUUUAUUGUUGAAAAAUCGUUGGGAGACUUGCUUUGUAUUCUUUGUGAAUUGAUUUCAGUAUCAAAGUUGAAUGAAAACUCGACUAAUUUGAGAAAACUUGAGGUUGAAAAGAAAGUAGUGAAAAAGUCCGUUAAUGAAAAUUUUGGAGCAAGGCCAUUGAGAAUGGCAAAUAAGCUAAAAGAUGCUCAGAACCGGUCCGAAGCUCAAAUGAAAAGCAUGAUGAGCCAGUAUAAUAAUAAUAAUAAUAAUAAUAAUAAUAAUAAUAAAGAUAACAAUGGUAACAGCAACAGCAACAACAGCAACAGCAACAACAGCAACCACGACAACAGCAACCACAACAACAACAAUUACAACAAUAACCACAACAACAACAACAGCAACCACAACAAUCACAACAAUCACAACAACUCAUCAGUUGUAAAACAAAGUUCUCUCAAAGUAGUCACUACAGGCAAAUCUCCAGAACUGAGUCCCUUUGUUGACAGGUUGAAUGAUACCAAAGAUAAAGAUAAUAAAAAUUCUGUUUCUACUGGUACUGGCACUGCGUCCAAGUACAUGAUUCCAAAUGCUUUUGCAGCUAUGAGAAGUUCGAAAACGAAGGAGUCACAAUCGGAGUCUUCCUUUGUAACUACGAAAUCUCCCGUUCCUAAAACGUCACUCAAGCUGUCUUCGUACUUUGAAAAGGAGCAAAAAGAUGCUCCGUUGAACGAGAUUUCAACAAAUGGUCCUACCCCACAUAGGGAUCGAACAACAUCAACAACAGCAACACAAAACUCGUUCGCUACUGCUGGUCAUAAGGAAGCAGAAGAGAAGGAGAAAGAGAAAGAAAAAGAAAAAGAGGACAAGAUGAAAAAUGAAUCACAGGUGCAAAUCUCAACCCAGCUGGGUAUUUCUACAACUCAAAAAGAGGUUACCCCAAGAGUAGCCAUAUCUCCAGACUCGUCAAAGGAUCAUAGCUACACCUCUCAUGUCUCAGCAAUGGGCAAAAAAUUUGAAGAGCCACAUAACCUCAGUGAUGAAGGUUCACUGCCCCCAAUCAAGCCAAUACAUAUUAAAAAGGGAAAUAUUCUAGAUCGUGUUGAGCAAUUUGAAAACUCUCCUGACCAUCAUCUGCAAUAUCCAUCUUCGUCUUCUCCAAAAGCACUACAGUCCCCUUUUGACUCUCUAUAUAGUUUUGAGGAAGCGAAGCAAGUUACCGAUCCAUUCACUGUGAACUCCAAUAGCAACAGUGGAAACAUUUUUACAUCAAAUAAUUCAACCAAUGAUGAUGCUUACACAAAUGAGAACGUUCCGGCUUCUAUUAGCAAAGGAAAGGGAAUAUUACAAUCUCUUAAAGACAGAAUUGCAGCAGAAUCAGGAAAACUGGAGCCACAGGAUCAACCUUUAUUACAGAAAGAAUCAAUUCUGGAUAGACCGGUAGUUCAGUCAAAUUCAAGUGAUACAAUUACAGCAAAAACAGUGCCAAAGGAGUAUUCAGAACCGGAAAACCGAAACGUUUCUCGCACCACUCUUGGUAGGCUGGCAAAUCUGCACGUGGUGAGAGAAUCUACGAGUGAAUCACCAGAAGAAGAAGAAGAAGAAGAAGAAGAAGAAAAAGUAAAAGUAAAAGGUUUGCUGAAGAGUAGCAGGGGUGGUGAAGAAGAAGAAGAAGAAGAAGAAGAAGAAGAAGAAUAUGAUGAUAAUGAUGAGGAUGAAGAAGAUGAAGAGGAAAUUAAAGCAAGGGAGAGGCAAGAAUACCGCAAGUCGGUGGCAGCACAAACUUUCAAUGUGGAUUUGUUUGAUAUCGACGAUCCUGAUAACACAUUAACUCAAGUUUUGCUUUAUUUAGAGCAUCAAACUGUUGAAGUCAUUAACACUAUACAAUCACUACUCGGUGCGAUCAAGAAACCAAACGCUACACGUGGUGAUUUGAGAGAAAAAUCUAAAGCUAUAACCGAAGUGAUUUCACAAAUGACAGAGGCGACAAACACCUCAAUGAAUCAAACACGUAAUGCUCAAUUGAAAGAACACGGAAGUUGGGUUGUGAAAUCUUUAGAAGAUUGCUAUCAUAGAAUGAAUAUCUUGUGUAGGCUGGGAGAUAGGUUUGAUGAUGAAUUUGCUGAUAAAAAUUUCAAACAAAGAUUAGCAGGUAUAUCAUUCGACAUUGCAAAGUGCACCAAAGAAUUGGUGAAAACUGUUGAAGAAGCUAGUCUUAAAGAAGAUAUUGCUUAUCUCGAUGCUAGGCUUAGUCAAAAUGAAGAUUUGACAUAA
Molecule: messenger RNA, 4095 nt
Organism: Lodderomyces oxycetoniae
Lineage: Eukaryota; Fungi; Ascomycota; Pichiomycetes; Serinales; Debaryomycetaceae
Gene: SPA2
Product: Spa2p
Exons: 1
Coding region: 1-4095 (1364 amino acids)
Biological process (GO): bipolar cellular bud site selection; mating projection formation; pseudohyphal growth
Cellular component (GO): cell cortex of growing cell tip; cellular bud neck; cellular bud tip
Molecular function (GO): MAP kinase scaffold activity
Source: RefSeq, a predicted model, not a curated record